Molecule: messenger RNA, 419 nt
Organism: Lindgomyces ingoldianus
Lineage: Eukaryota; Fungi; Ascomycota; Dothideomycetes; Pleosporales; Lindgomycetaceae
Exons: 1
Coding region: 30-419 (129 amino acids)
Source: RefSeq, a predicted model, not a curated record
UACAAGGCCAGACUCACCCCACCAACAUCAUGUCUACCCAAAACGAAGAGCAGACGCGCUACGAACGCAUCAAAGAAAACUGCAAGAAGAUCUGGGGCGCCGACAAGGAGUUCGAAUUCGACAUCGAAACCGACGACUAUGAACACUACCAAUGCAUUGUGAGGGAAGACUACGGUCUCAGAUUUGGCUCACCUCUGGUGAUAGCAAGUGCACGUAACGGACCCAAUAAGGCUUGGGACGAGCUUGAUAGGAUGUUACGCCUUUGGGCUAGACAGGUGGAAAGUGGGAGGCCGAUGACUAGAGAAGAGCAAUUGGAGAUUUUCUCAGGGCCCCAUGGGGAGCAUAAGAGGGUUUUGGAAGAUUUUAUGAAUAGGAGAGAUGAGAUGGACGCGUUGGCUGCAGCAGCAAAAAAGGCUUGA